Messenger RNA from Bacillus rossius redtenbacheri, 1982 nucleotides. Its product is annotated as sialin-like. The transcript is spliced from 10 exons. Bases 461 to 1921 code for a protein of 486 amino acids. Gene Ontology annotation, cellular component: membrane. NCBI's taxonomy places the organism in Eukaryota, Metazoa, Arthropoda, Insecta, Phasmatodea, Bacillidae. Gene Ontology annotation, biological process: transmembrane transport; monoatomic anion transport. Gene Ontology annotation, molecular function: transmembrane transporter activity. The record is from RefSeq and is a predicted model, not a curated record.
AACACCGGAACUGUUACACCAUUUUGGAAACACGCAUUUUCUUGUUUUGUCGUAAGAUAAAAAUUUAUUGGAUAUGAUAACCGUCAUAUUGGAAAGAGAAAAUUUCCGGUCAUUGCCUAGCAAAGGUCCGGUUUGUUUGGCUUUUAUUUUCGUUAGCACAUGCUCCAUUUGGACUCUUCCAAUAUCUUUGGAGACAACAAGCUAUUUUUGUUUUCUAAUGCGAUAUGUAUUUUUAACUUAACCACAAAACAAGGUAGCUAUAACAUACAACGAAGAUUAUUUACGUUAAAAGUUACAGUAAUUGCUGCGAUUUACUGUUCUAUUUUGAAUAUAUCAUAUUUCUUAAUGAAAAAAUAAUCAUAUUGAAUGUGUAUAGUUGGUACAAAGUUUAUUUGAUUAUAUCAAUACUAUGAACAACAGAAAUUAAAUCAUUAAAUCCACGCUUCUAAAUUCAAGCAAAAUGCUUUUCGGGGUGCUGCCCAUACGGUACGUGUUCGCCGUGCUGGGCUCUAUCCUGUUCUCCAUCCUGUACGGCUACAAGUCCAACAUGAGCGUCGCCAUCGUGGCCAUGGUGAACCACACGGCGAUCGGACACGACAGCAGACGUUCCGAAGACGGAGGCCCGCCGCUGGAGGGAGUCUGCGAUUUCGAAGCUUCGGCUGAAGCUCUGAAGGAUGGUCCGUUCGUUUGGAGCCAAACCACCCGGGGCUACAUCCUCGGUUCCUUCUUCUACGGCUACCUGGUGAGCCAGUUGCCGGCCGGGAGACUGGCGGAGGACGUCAGCGCCAAGUGGGUGCUGCUUGCGUCCUGCCUGCUGAACGUGAUUGGCUGCCUGCUCAUCCCUGUGGCCUCGUACAUGCACUACUCGGGCCUGCUGGCGAUGAGGAUCGUGCAGGGCAUAGGAGGGGGCCUGUCGUUCCCAGCCAUGCACGUGAUGAUUGCUAAGUGGGCCCCGCCCCAUGAGCGCGGUUUCUUCUCCGCCAUUGUUUAUGCAGGCAUGUCGCUGGGGACCGUGGUGUCCAUGGUGUCGACGGGCUCCAUCGUCGCCUUCCUGGACUGGGAGUCGGUGUUCUACAUCCACGGCAGCCUGCCGCUGGUGUGGUGCGUGGCCUGGGUGUGGCUGAUGGACGACUCGCCCGAGGACUCGCGCUUCGUCAGCGACGAGGAGCGCCUGCACAUCGCGCAGUCCAUCCACGAGGCCGGCGUCCCGCAGCACCUGCCGGUACCUUGGCUCAGUAUAUUUACGUCGCUGCCUUUCCUCGCAAUCCUCGUGUCUCACUUCUGCAACAAUUUCGGGUGGUACAUGCUGCUCAUCGAGCUACCCACGUACCUGAGCACCAUCCUCAAGUUCCCGAUCGCGUCCAACGCGCUGCUGUCGUCCAUGCCGUUCCUGGUCAUGUGGUUCUUCAGCAUCGCGCUGAGCAAGUGCCUGGACACGCUGGAGGAGAGGGACUACAUCAGCACCACCACCAUCAGGAAGCUGUCCACCCUGAUAGCCUCGCUGGUGCCGUGCGCAUGCCUGGUCGGGGUCAGCUUCGUAGGCUGCAACAGGAGCGUUGCCGUCGCCCUCAUGACCGUGGGCACCAUGGCGCUCGGCGGAAUGUUCUCCGGCUUCCUGUCCAACCACAUCGACAUCGCGCCGCACUUCGCAGGAACUCUGAUCGGCAUCACUAACAGCGUCGCCACGAUACCUGGCUUCCUGGUACCGUUCUUGGUCGGGCAGCUCACCGAGGGGAACGAGACCAUCUUCCAGUGGAGGAUCAUCUUCCUGAUCACGGCCGCGCUGUUCCUGCUGGAGGCCGUGGUGUUCACGCUGUUCGGGACGGGCGAGGUGCAGCCGUGGAACACGCCCGAGCAGUACCGGCGCCAGGACUCGCAGGGCUCGCAGGAGGUCGUCACGAACAGAUGGACGCGCGACUAGCCCUGCGCGGCGAACACUCCCCCGCCUGGUCUGUGUCGCAAUAAACACACUUGUAUCCUGA